Molecule: messenger RNA, 363 nt
Organism: Trypanosoma rangeli
Lineage: Eukaryota; Euglenozoa; Kinetoplastea; Trypanosomatida; Trypanosomatidae
Exons: 1
Coding region: 1-363 (120 amino acids)
Source: RefSeq, a predicted model, not a curated record
AUGUGGGCGGAGGGAUGGGCUGCGUCCUGCAGCCUGCUCCUCCUCCCAGCCAUCUCUCUGUGGACACUGCGGGCGGGAUUUGGCUACCAUGGGGCAACGCUCUGUUUCCUCAACAUGUUGGUGCCGUUAUUUGCCGCGUGUGCACUGUGGCUGCGCUCCACAAGACUGGCUCAGAAAUACAUAAAGUAUGUGGGACAUCACUGCAGCCGUGGAGAUGAAGCGCGUGGGCUCGCUGCUGGUGCCUCCCGGAUAUCGCCUGUACUGCCGGCAGUUUUAUCAUUGAUAAUGUUCCUGUAUACAUUUUGGCAUGCCAUUGCGGUGGUUCUAUUCCUGCUUAUAGAAACAGGGAUAUGGAAGCAAUAA